This is a messenger RNA of Oryza sativa Japonica Group (Japanese rice), 2128 nucleotides long. RefSeq lists its product as uncharacterized. NCBI's taxonomy places the organism in Eukaryota, Viridiplantae, Streptophyta, Magnoliopsida, Poales, Poaceae. Gene Ontology annotation, molecular function: protein dimerization activity; RNA polymerase II cis-regulatory region sequence-specific DNA binding; DNA-binding transcription factor activity, RNA polymerase II-specific. Gene Ontology annotation, biological process: positive regulation of transcription by RNA polymerase II. The record is from RefSeq and is a predicted model, not a curated record.
CCGAGUACAGGGCGCCGUCUGAUCCAUAUACGUGAUCUGCAACAAAAUCCAAUGCGGACUCAGAUUUUCGCCGAUACGAAGUCCGAAUCGGACUGGGAUAAUGCGCACGUACUACCACAUAAAAUCCACCCGUCGUCUCCUCGCCAUCGAGAUCGAUCGACUCCCGUCUCCAGCGAUGUCUCGCCGGAAGACAUCCAUAGCCCUCAUCGCGAACCCGCAGACGCGCGCUACGACCUACAAGAAGCGGAAGGCGGGGCUGAUCAAGAAGGCCGGGGAGCUCGCCACGCUGUGCGACAUCCCCGUCGCCGUCGUGUGCGCCGGGCCCGACGGCGGCGCGCCGACCGUGUGGGUGUCGCCGGAGGGCGGCGACGCCAUCGAGAGGUACCGCGCGCUGCCGGCGGAGAAGCGGGCGAGGCACACGCACGUGGCUUACCUCCAGGAGGAGCUCGACAAGGAGAGGGCCAAGCUCGCCAGGCUGCGGCAGAAGGGCCGCCCCGGCGAGCUCGACCCGCCGGACGCCGUGCUGGACGGGAUGUCCCAGGACGAGCUGCAGCAGCUGCUCGCGUCCAUCGACGCCACGCUGCUGGCUACGGCCAAGAGGCGGGAGGCGCUCGGGUUGCUGCCCGGCGCCGACGACGACGCGGACGGCGGCGGCCGGCGGCGCGACGCCGACGUCGCCGGAACCAACUCCGUCGGCGUACACGGCUACCAGCACCAGGAGGUGCAUGCACCGGCGACAUGUGACCCCUUCCAUCCGUACAACGCCGGCGUGACGCUGAUGCAGCCAGGGUACAACAACGCCCAGUACAUGGGCGGCCAUGGCGCCGUGGACAUGAGCGGCUACCAGCUGCAGAUGCAGAUGCCGGGCAAUGGCAGCAACAACCACAGCCGGCUCGCGUGGGGAGGCUUCCAGCCAUGCAACGCCACCUUCGUCCAGCCCGUGUACGGCAACCUCCAAUGCUGGUACAACAAUGUCGUCGACGGCAACGGCGAGCCCUGCGACGCCAUCGUGCCAUCAGCUGGUGACCCCUACAUGGACAUCGCCGGCAACGACGUCUACGGCAACCAGAUGCAGCCGGCACCGGCGGCCAACGGCGGGUGGCACGAUCCGGGCACGUGGGGCUACGACGGCGGCGAGCCGUGCAAAGCCAUCGUGCCAUCAUUUGGUGACCCCUACAUGGGCAUUGGCGUCUACGGCAACCAAAUGCAGCCGGCGCCGGCGCCGGCGGCCAACGGCUGCUGGCACAAUCCGGCCGGCACAUGGGGCAACGACGGCGAGCCGUGCAACGCCAUCGUGCCAUCAGCUGGUCACCCCUACAUCGACAUCGAGUGCGACAUCGACGGCAACUACAUCGACACAACCGUGUUCGAUUACCAAACCACCAGCACCAGCGACAACUUCAUGGACGCGCCCGUCCAGUUCAUCGCCACGGGCAGUGACGAGAGCAUCGUCACGAACGUGGCCGGCUGCGACGAGACGGAGUUCUCCAUUGACGAUCUCCUCCAGUGCUCCGACGCCUCCCAGCAUUCUUCCGGCCUCGAGGAGCUGCAUUAUCUCAGUGAUCUGGCCGAUGGCUUCGACUUUGGAUGCAACUUCGACGUGCUAUUGGACUGAGUGAUCUGCAGUAAGGUCUAGAGUAGCCGUCGCAAUACGGUGAAACCCGGCAAUUUUGGACGCUGGAUGGCCGCCGGAUUCAACUGAUGUUGCCACCGCCGCCGCCAAGUUCCCGAGCAAUUUUCCUGGCCAACAAGCGAGGGACAUGGGGCUAUCUAUCUAUAGGUUUGAUGCAAGGAAAAGACCUUGUUGUUUUGGAAACCCGGCAGUUCAGCUCGGAGAAGACCUAGCAGUUCUGUCAGACCGGCAGCUCUGCUUGGAGAAGAUCCAGCAAUUUUGUAGCUCUGCUUCGAUGACCCGAUAAUAUUGUAGGUUAGAUUGGAUUGAUCCAGCAGUUUUAGUAGUCUGGAGAAGAUCCGGCAAUUUUGUAAACUCUGCUUGGUUGAUCCAUCAGAUAUGUAGCCACCUGGCAAUUUUGUACCUCUGCCUUGAUGUAAUCCUGGCAAUUUUGUAAUGUACAAAAUACCACAUGCUAAUUUUAUUGUUAAUUUAACUCGUAUCUUGUGGCAACAA